This is a messenger RNA of Arvicanthis niloticus (Nile rat), 1326 nucleotides long. NCBI's taxonomy places the organism in Eukaryota, Metazoa, Chordata, Mammalia, Rodentia, Muridae. The record is from RefSeq and is a predicted model, not a curated record.
AUGUUGGAGAAUUACAACAACCUGGUUUCUGUGGGUGUUACACUUUCAAAACCAGAGUUAAUCAUCUGUCUUGAACAACAAAAAGAGCCCUGGAUUGUUGAUCGAGAGAAAACAGAAGGAAGAGAACCAGGAAACAAACCUUACAAAUGUAAAGAAUGUGGAAAAUCUUUCUCCUGUUUCUCAAGGCUUAAAGUUCACCACAGAAACCAUACUGGAGACAAGUCUUACAAAUGUAAUGAAUGUGGAAGAUCCUUCUCCCAUUCAUCAUGUCUUAGAGUUCACCACAGAAUCCAUACAGGAGACAAUCCUUACAAAUGUAAAGAAUGUGGAAGAUCCUUCUCCCAUUCCUCAAGUCUUAGAGUUCACCACAGAAUCCAUACAGGAGACAAGCCUUACAAAUGUAAUAAGUGUGGUAAAUCAUUUACACAGUCCUCAGAUCUUAAAAUUCACUACAGACUCCAUACUGGAGACAAACCUUACAAAUGUAAUAAGUGUGGUAAAUCAUUUACGCAGUCCUCACAACUUCAUGUUCACUACAGAAUUCAUACUGGUGAGAAACCUUACAAAUGUCAUGAAUGUGGGAGAUCAUUCACCUAUUCCUCAAGUCUUAGAGUUCACCACAGAAUUCAUACAGGAGACAAACCUUACAAAUGUACUGAAUGUGGGAAGUCUUUUGCCCAUUCCUCAAGUCUUAGAAAUCACCACAGAAUCCAUACAGGAGACAAGCUUUACAAAUGUAAUAAAUGUGGUAAAUCAUUUACACAGUCCUCACAACUUCAGAUUCACUAUAGAAUUCAUACUGGUGAGAAACCUUUCAAAUGUACUGAAUGUGGGAAGUCUUUCACUCGUUCUUCAUAUCUUAAAGUUCACCACCGCAUCCAUACUGGAGACAAACCUUACAAAUGUACUGAAUGUGGGAAGUCUUUCACCCGUUCUUCAUAUCUUAAAGUUCACCACCGCAUCCAUACUGGAGACAAACCUUACAAAUGUACUGAAUGUGGAAAGUCUUUCACCAGUUCUUCAUAUCUUAAAGUUCACCACAGCAUCCAUACUGGAGACAAACCUUACAAAUGUAAUGAAUGCGGAAAAUCUUUUGCCCAUUCCUCAAGUCUUAGAAAUCACCACAGAAUCCAUACAGGAGACAAGCUUUACAAAUGUAAUAAGUGUGGUAAAUCAUUUACAAAAUCCUCACAACUUCAUGUUCACUACAGAAUUCAUACUGGAGAGAAACCUUACAAAUUCAAUGAAUGUGGGAAAUCCUUCACCAGUUCUUCCAGUCUUAGAGAUCACCACAGCAUCCAUAAUAGAGACACACCCUACAAAUAG